UUCCAUGUUCGUAUAGUAUUUGAUUUUCUAAUGAAAUGUGUGAACCUCUUUUGACAAAUGCAUACUUACAGUGAUUUAAGCCAUAUAAAUAUCUAUAUAUAUAUAUACACACAUAUAUAUAGGCUUCCUUGUUCCUGUAGAGAGAUGCCUAUAUAGUCCUCUUGAAGUAGAAAACGCACAAUAUCACACAGAGUUAAUUAAGGUUCGGUUUUGUGUAACACCACCAUGUUGUUCUUAUUGAACCCUUUAUUUUACUCUCUUCUUCUCUUGUUCUUCUCCUUGCUCUUCCUUUACUUACGGUUGUUCACUACAAAAACGACAGCAAAUCAACCACCAUCUCCACCAAAGCUCCCGAUCAUCGGAAACCUCCACCAACUUGGCUUGUUCCCUCACCGCUCCCUCCGGUCAUUAGCUCAACGAUAUGGCCCCCUCAUGCUGCUCCACUUUGGCAGCAAGCCGGUUCUCAUCGUCUCCUCCGCUGAUGCAGCUCGCGAGAUCAUGAAAACCUAUGAUCUCAUCUUCUCAAACCGGCCUAAAUCGAGCAUAGCUGGUAAACUUCUCUAUAGUAAGGACGUGGCGUUCGCUCCUUAUGGCGAGUAUUGGAGGCAGGUGAAAAGCAUUUGUGUGAUACACCUUCUAAGUAACAAGAGGGUUGAGUCCUUUCGCGCUAUCAGAGAAGAAGAAACAGCCCUAAUGAUCAAGAAGAUUGAAGAGUGCUCUUCUUCUUCUUCGUGUUGUUCACCGGUGAAUUUGAGCGAAAUGUUUCUUUCGCUUACAAAUGAUGUAGUGUGUCGCGUAGCCUUGGGAAGGAAGUACAGUGGAAGGGAAGGUGCUAAAAAGUUUAAGGUGUUGUUGGGGGAGUUUUUGGAGUUAUUGGGUACUUUCAGUGUGGGAGACUAUAUUCCAUGGCUUUCGUGGCUAAAUCGAGUGAAUGGUUUGGAUGCUAAAGUUGAGAAAGUGGCUAAAGAGCUCGAUGAAUUUCUGGAGGGUGUGGUUGAAGAGCAUUUGGAUAGUCAGAAAAGAAGGAACAAUGGAGGUGGGAAAGUUGAUCAAGAUAAAGACCAACAGGACUUUGUUGAUGUCUUGCUCGAAUUUCAAAGACACGACAUGGAUAACUAUUCUCUUCAUAGAGAUAGCAUUAAAGCUGUCAUCUUGGAUGUGUUUGCUGCUGGAACUGAUACUACAUACACAGCUCUAGAAUGGGCAAUGACGGAGCUGUUAAGACACCCGAAAGUCAUGAAGGAACUCCAGAAUGAGGUGCGAGGAAUAGCCAAAGGUAAACAGGAGAUAGCCGAGGAUGACCUUGAAAAAAUGCACUACUUGAAAGCAGUGAUGAAGGAGUCUAUGCGAUUACAUCCACCGAUCCCAUUGCUGGUUCCCCGAGAAUCAACCAAAGAUGUCAAAGUAAUGGGCUACGACAUUGCAGCUGGAACACAAGUGAUUAUCAACGCUUCAACAAUUGGCAAGGACCCAUUGUUGUGGGAAGAAGCUGAGAGUUUUAGGCCAGAGAGGUUCUUGAAUACUUCGAUAGAUUUUCAAGGGCAUGACUUCCAAUUAAUUCCAUUCGGAGCUGGCAGGAGGGGUUGUCCGGCAAUCCUAUUCGCCGCGAUUGUGAAUGAGCUUGCGUUAGCAAACCUUGUGUAUAAGUUUGAUUUUGCACAGCCUGGUGAAGCAAGAGGCCAGGUUUUGGACAUGACUGAAACCUCAAGUUUGACCGUCCACAAAAAAUAUCCUCUACUUGUUGUCACAACCACGUAUUCUUUCUAGUCAUGUACUAGUACAUGUGAUACUAGAUAAACAUAAAUGUGUGGUUUUGUUAAGCUCUUGUAGUUGUGUUCUUGUAAUAAAACCUCCUUUGCAUUUAAGCAACAUUUUAUGGA
Molecule: messenger RNA, 1880 nt
Organism: Cornus florida
Lineage: Eukaryota; Viridiplantae; Streptophyta; Magnoliopsida; Cornales; Cornaceae
Product: cytochrome P450 736A117-like
Exons: 2
Coding region: 226-1767 (513 amino acids)
Molecular function (GO): oxidoreductase activity, acting on paired donors, with incorporation or reduction of molecular oxygen; heme binding; iron ion binding
Source: RefSeq, a predicted model, not a curated record